AUGCCCACUAUACAUGUCGAACCGCAUUGCGAACCUCUGCUCCAGGAGAUCGCUAAUACGGUCUCGAAGUCGAGGAAGAUCGUGGUGAUUACUGGUGCCGGCAUCAGUACCAAUUCAGGCAUUCCUGACUUUCGGUCCGAAAAUGGUCUUUACUCGUUGAUCCAAGCCCAGUUCAACGCCGCCCAACAACGUGCAGCGGCCAGUAACAACAUCGAAAAUGGUGCUGGCGACUCGACUGAAGAACGGCCGGCGAAACGACGACGGCUCAGCUCUCUUAGUGGGCGUGAUGCCGUGGAUCGGUCAGCUUCCGGGCAUGAGACUCGCUCAAUGCCUACAGAUACCGGAGGAGAUGGCCACCCACAGAUAAGAAAAUCUUCUGCAUCAACGCCCAGCGAUGAAGUUCGGACCGCAGGGAAUGCGCAGGCUCAUUCGGAACUUGUCUCAAAACAAGAGUCGGAGGUUGAUGCUUCAAAUGAACCAACAUCGCCUGCUCUUACAGUCCUUCCCGAUCUAAGGCCUGCAGGUGGUCCACAAGAAACAUCGACAACUUCCCAGAUCGGUGUCUCCUUGGACUCAUCGGGGCUGGCACUGCCCGAAACACCGCGUUUCCGAUCAAGACUUGGAAUCAAGGAUCCUCCCUUGUGGAGCUCUUCUCCUCUAUCCUCGCCCCCUCCCAUCAUCUAUGAUCCCUAUGAGGAGCCAGAGGAUGACGCGCCAGAGUCUCCAACAAGCAAUAGGGAUACAUCUCGAUCCACGAGCAAAGAGCCGCCCUCGGGCUCGACUGCGCCCUUCCCGUCGCAAAGUUCCCUCCCUUCCAAUCGGGCCUUGCUCCCUAACAUGAAGGGACGAGAUUUGUUUGACGCACAAAUUUGGUCAUGUCCUAUCAAGACUUCGGUUUUCUACACCUUCAUCUCUACCUUGCGACAAAAGGUCCGUGAAGCCCAGCCGACAAAAAGUCAUUACUUCCUGGAAGAGCGCGUCGGCCUUACAACCUCGUUGUCGCUAGGCGCAGGCAGUCGAUAUCGCUUUUCAACUCGUGCCGGACGGGGCACGAGAGCCUCGAAGGGCAGCGAGGUUGCAGCGGACGAGAGUCAGUUACAAUCCCAGAAAGAAGAGGACACAAAUGACUCUCAAGUUCUGAAAGAGGGGCAAACCAGCCAGCCCUCCCCGAAACUCGAGCAAGACGAUGGCGCGAAAUCCCUGCCAACUGCUUCUCAGUCGUUGGAGCCCGGGACCGACGCCGAUGGUGCAACAAGCAAAUCCUCCAGCUCAUUGACAUCCGCCUCAGUUUCUGCACCUCCGGGCCCUAACCGUGGUGUCGAGUGUGUCUUCUUGCACGGGUCGCUAGCAGAGCUCCGAUGCUUUGUGUGCGCACGUACUGCUUCUUGGGACGAGGAGUCUCGAAUGGCUGAUACUCUGGCCGGCCGGCAGCCAACAUGUCCUCAUUGCGAAGGCGCCACUGCAGCUAGAGAAGAGAAAGGCAAACGUGCACUGGGGGUAGGAAAGCUACGGCCCGACAUCGUCCUGUAUGGAGAGGAACAUCCCCAUGCUCACCUCAUCCAUCCUCUUGUGAAGCACGACUUGUCACUUGGGCCCGACAUGCUUCUGAUUUUAGGAACCAGCAUGCGUGUCCAUGGCCUCAAAGUUCUCGUCAGGGAGUUUGCAAGGGCCGUCCACGAUCGUGGAGGAAAAGUUGUCUUCGUCAACUUCACAAAGCCUCCGGAGAGCGUUUGGUCAGAUGUCAUCGACUACUGGGUCCAGUGGGACUGCGAUGCUUGGGUCGAGGACUUGCAAAAACGGAAACCCGCUCUUUGGCUGCCCCCGGGUUCCACGCUCCCCGACGAGGAUAAGCCUAAGGCGAGCAAGGCUUCAAGGCGACAAAGCGGUGAAGGCAGCAAGCGGAAAGAAGCUUCUGCCAAGACCUAUCACAAGAACAAGGAAAGUGACCAACCACUCGAUACGCAAACGCUCGAGACCAGUGCCACGUCAAUUGACGGCGAGGCCUCGCCAUUAACUGAACUUGAGACCCAACCAACCCCGUCAUCGCAAUUAACUCCUCAGAACAGUUCACCCAAAAAGUCUCAAAAAACCCGCCGGGAGCAAAAGUUCAAUCCGGAUGCAAAGCGCCCAGCAUGCAUCCGUGAUCAUAAGCAAAACGGUGCAUAUCUUGUCUGGAAGAUUAUGCAGGAUCUCCGGCGCAUCACAGGAGACAACGAAGCUUCCCCAUCUCCAGCUGCUUCUGUCUCUCCCCUUGCCUCUGCCGAAGAGCCUGCUACCAGAUCGAAGCCUAAACGAGCGCGAAAGUCUACGCCAAGUUCUUUGGAAUCCAACAUAGACGUCAAUGGCUACACUGUCAACCAGGAGACCGCAUCGCAGCCAUCUCAACUGCCGGCGGAACCAAAUGUCGCUCCUUCGAUUCCAUCUCCAAAGCCCAAUGGACUUCAAACCGCGCCCAAAGAACCUACAGCUCCCGAUAUCAACAGCUCCAUCUCCGCCGUGGUCAAGACGCGCAAGAGAAAGCAAACAUUCACGUGGCGGGUGAUUAAUGGCGUUGAGACACGCAUCUCGCUGACCUCUGAAGGAGAACAAAUCGAUCCGCCCCUUCAUACCAGCGCCCUACAUCGACCACUUCCCGCUGCCAAACCACAGAAGACUGGUAAGGCUUCCAAGUCUAAAGUUCGUUCCACGUCGUUGCCAGCAGCGGCCAAGCCCCAAUCGUCCAGCAGUAAGGUCCCGUCUCAGCCGCUCUGCCCUCCUGGCAUUGCCCCGUUAGCCAUUCGCCAUCAAAACAUACAAACCAACGACAUCGAUGCCGGCUUCCGCGCGACAGACCAUUACAUCUCGAAGGCCCAGCAGCAGCAAGCGCUGGCACGCGCAGAGACUCCGCAAUCUCUCCUGCUCCCUCCCUUGAACCCGCAGCCGCCACAACAAGCCCCUGCGAAGCCCAAACCUGCACCUCUCGAGCCCAAAGUCACGUCUCCCGGGCCGAAAGUCGAGAUCUCGUCUAACGUCGGGUCGCCUACCGCAGUGAUGUCGCGACCCCCUCCGAAGAACCCAUUCUUUUUCUCAGAUCCGUUGGCAGGGUGGCUUUGGUACCCUCCUGCUUGGCAGAAUCAGGGAUAUGCUGGAGGGCAGGACAGGGAGCGUGUGCAGGGCCAAAACCAGGGGCAGCAUACUCAGUCUCGUGGGGCGCAUGCUGGUCCCGCCCGGGGGAAUGGUCAACUUCCGAACAGGUAUCACUGCCAGCAGCAGCCGCAAUACCAUUGCCAAGCUGCACAACAAAACCUGCAGAACGGUAAUGGUCAUCGGGCGCCCGCUCAGGGUCAGUUCCAAGGCCAACAGCCAGCCGGACCCCAGCAGCACUGGACCCAUCAGCCCUCUAUCCCGAGCCCGGAUCGUGCUCGCGGACAUCAGCAGCGGGGCAGCGAAAGCGGCGCGAGCAGCACUGGUGGGUGGUGUCCGGAUGAGCAGCUACGCCAGGAGGCGGCGUUGAUGUUGUCUGCUUUGCGGGGAGGUGGAUUGGGCGCUGGGGUGAGUGCGUAG
Molecule: messenger RNA, 3543 nt
Organism: Thermochaetoides thermophila DSM 1495
Lineage: Eukaryota; Fungi; Ascomycota; Sordariomycetes; Sordariales; Chaetomiaceae
Exons: 3
Coding region: 1-3543 (1180 amino acids)
Molecular function (GO): NAD+ binding
Source: RefSeq, a predicted model, not a curated record